ACUAGCUUCCCUCUCAAUUUCCAUUUUUUUUUUUGUUCUUCUUUUUUUCUGCAAUCGGUCGUCGUCGUUGUUGUGCUUAAACCCUUACCGGAAUGGAGCCGCCGGCGAAAGGAACAGUGACUCCGUUAGCGUCGUUGUUCUCAGAGGAGGAGGCACGGAAAGCAGCAAGCUACGUGGAGGAGAAAAUCGGAGAGAAGCGAGUAGAGAUGAAUCGUCUUCAACAGUUCGUCGAUGAAAACGACAAUCUCAUCAAUCUCGUCAAGAAGCUUCCCGAUCAGCUUCAUCACAACGUUAUGGUCCCAUUCGGUAAAAUGGCUUUUUUCCCAGGUCGAUUGAUCCAUACCAACGAGUGUUUGGUGUUGUUGGGGGAGAAUUACUAUACUGAUAGAUCAUCGAAACAAACGGUUGAUUUCUUGAAGAGAAGAGACAAGACUUUACAGUCUCAAAUUCAUUCUCUUAAAGCUGAGAUUGAAGAUUUUCAAACGGAGGCUUCAUUCUUCGCUACAACUGCUUCUGAAGCAGCGGAAGGACUUGUUGAGAUAAGAGAAGAGUAUGUAGAAGAAGAUUCAUCUGCACCUGUGAUUCAGUCAAGUGAAAGAGAGCCUUCUAAUAUUUCUGGAGGAGAGGCUGAAGAAGGUGAACUUGAAGACGAUGACUUUGCAAGAAUCAUGUCCAGGUUGAAUGAACUUGAAGAACUUGAAGACGAUGACUUUGCAAGAAUCAUGUCCAGGUUGAAUGAACUUGAAAUGGAAGAAGAACAGGAGGGUGAAGAUGGGGGCGAUAGAGGUGAAGAACAUGAUUCUCCAAUAGAAAUUUUGGAGGAGAGCCAGCAUGAUUUGGUGAAAGGAAUCAGAGGUGAGACAGACUGUGGUAGGAUUGAAUAUGGGAAACAAGAAACUACCAUAUCUGUUCCUAUGAAAACUUCAGGCCAUAGCUCUUCCAUUCGAGAACCGAGGGUUUCAGAGCCAAGAGUCAAAGCCAAAGUUAUUCAAGUGUUACCAGAGACACAUCCGCACAAAGAUCUAGAUGAUCCGCUGAAUUGUAUUGGACCAAUGUCACAAUAUCUCCCCAAAGGAGAUCAAUCUCGUAGCGCAACUGCCCAGCAAAACGCUGGAACAUGGAGAGACUUUCAGGCGACCGCUGCUAUUUCCACAGCAAAGGCAAAAACCAAUGUUUUAGGACCACAAAAGAUUGAGUCACCUAUAGAGAAACCCGAGCCCGAGUUUGAUUCUACCAAGGCUUUUACUGGAUCAAUCGUAGAGCAUGCCCAUAUUCAAGAGACCAGCACACACAGCCAUACGCAGUCUUCUGUGUCUCAACCGUCUAAACCAGUGUCAAGAUUCAAGGCGCAGAGAAGGUAGCCAGUCAGUUCAGUGUACAAUUUUUUGUUGAGUUGCCUUUAUGAUAUGUAAGAACUAAGAAGUAAGAACACAUGCAAAUGUGUGCAUCUUGUAAGCUGACUAUAUACAGUUAAUUAACAAAAUCUAAAUCAAGAAA
Messenger RNA from Arabidopsis lyrata subsp. lyrata, 1497 nucleotides. RefSeq names its product RNA polymerase II subunit 5-mediating protein homolog. The record is from RefSeq and is a predicted model, not a curated record. NCBI's taxonomy places the organism in Eukaryota, Viridiplantae, Streptophyta, Magnoliopsida, Brassicales, Brassicaceae. The coding region runs from base 93 to 1361 and encodes 422 amino acids. Gene Ontology annotation, biological process: negative regulation of phosphatase activity; negative regulation of transcription by RNA polymerase II. Gene Ontology annotation, molecular function: chromatin binding; transcription corepressor activity; phosphatase inhibitor activity. The transcript is spliced from 10 exons.